AUGCAGGUCGGCUACCACAACGAGCACCACGACUUUCCUUCUGUCGCCUGGACUCGUCUUCCCGAGCUUCGCGCCAUCGCUCACGAGUUUUAUGACCCCUUGCCGGCUCACAAGUCGUGGCCUUACGUGACUUGGAAGUUUAUCACUGAUCCCAGUGUGGGCAUGUGGUGUCGAGCCAAGCGAGAGAGCAAGGGCGAGAGAUUGGACGAAAAGAUCUGGGCGCCUGGAGGUGCUGAAGGACUGAGACGAGGAAGUAGUCGGGCGCAAGGAGAGGCGGAAGAUGAAGAGGAGGAGAGGGGCUAUGCCAGUGAUAGGGAGGAGAAGAAGAAGAGAGCGUAA
Molecule: messenger RNA, 339 nt
Organism: Cryptococcus wingfieldii CBS 7118
Lineage: Eukaryota; Fungi; Basidiomycota; Tremellomycetes; Tremellales; Cryptococcaceae
Exons: 1
Coding region: 1-339 (112 amino acids)
Biological process (GO): ceramide biosynthetic process
Molecular function (GO): sphingolipid delta-4 desaturase activity
Source: RefSeq, a predicted model, not a curated record